Messenger RNA from Argentina anserina (silverweed cinquefoil), 1323 nucleotides. RefSeq names its product 3-ketoacyl-CoA synthase 7-like. The record is from RefSeq and is a predicted model, not a curated record. Gene Ontology annotation, biological process: fatty acid biosynthetic process. Gene Ontology annotation, molecular function: acyltransferase activity, transferring groups other than amino-acyl groups. Gene Ontology annotation, cellular component: membrane. Lineage: Eukaryota; Viridiplantae; Streptophyta; Magnoliopsida; Rosales; Rosaceae.
AUGGUAUCAGAACAGACAAUUGUCAUCUGUCACAACAGAAUCAUUUCUAAAUUCCUUUUCCUAUUUUUAGCUGGAACCACUUUGAUCAUUACAGUUCUCCUUCUAAAACUCAGAUCAACGAGGAUAUACUUGGUUGAUUUCACUUGCUAUCUUGCUCCUAUAUUGAGGGUUCCAAAGUCGCACUUCAUCGAACAUGUCGAGUUGUCCAACAUCAAUGGCAGAGAGGGUAUUGACUUCCAAAUCAAGGUAAUGGAAAGGUCAGGCAUUGGAUCAGAGGCUUGCAUGCCUACUUCACUGCACGAGAUUCCGCCCGUGGAUGAUACUCGAAAUGAAAUUGAAAUGGUUCUCUUCACUGUUGUUGAAGACCUUCUAUCCAAACACAAAGUGGAUCCUAAAAGCAUUGACAUUCUUGUUUCAAACUGCAGCAUUUUCUGCCCUACACCAUCCAUUAGUUCUAUGAUCAUAAACAAGUUUGGAUUUCAAAGCAACAUAAAGAGCAUAAACCUCAGCGGCAUGGGAUGCAGUGCUGGAAUCCUGUCAAUUUGUUUAGCCAAGGAUCUUCUCAAAGUUCACAAAUUUAUUGGCAUUACCUCACUCCUCAGCAUGGAAGCUGUAACUCCCAAUGGUUAUGCGGGUAAGAAAAAAUCCAUGCUUCUUCCAAAUGUCUUGUUUAGGAUGGGAGGAGCUGCUAUUCUACUAUCGAAUAGGAAGAAGGACAAGGGCAUGGCAAAGUACGAGCUUCAGCAUCUUGUCAGAACCCACAUUGGUUCAGAUGAUGAAGCAUACCAAUCUGUUUUCCAGAAACCAGAUGAAGAUGGAUUUGAAGGAGUACUAUCAAGAGCGCUGCUAAGUGUGGCAACAAAAGCUCUUAAAACAAACCUCUCAGCUCUAGGGCCACUUGUGCUACCAUACUCCGAGCAGCUUUGGUUCGCAUGGUCGAUGAUCCGUAAGAAACUCAGGUUCUUACCAAAGCAGAAGGGAAUUUAUGUGCCGAAUUUCAAGAAGGCAAUCAAACAUUUCUGCAUCCAUGCUGGUGGAAGAGCAGUGAUUGAUAGCAUAAAACAGAGUCGGAAACUGCAAAAGGAAGAUGCUGAGGCUUCAAGAAUGACAUUACAUAGAUUUGGAAACACAUCAUCUUCUUCAAUCUGGUAUGAGCUUUGCUAUUUGAAAGCAAAAGGAAAAUGGCAAAUUGCAUUCGGAAGUGGGUUCAGGUGUAACAGUGCAAUUUGGAAAUGCAUUUCAGAUGUUGAUCCAACAAAACGAAGUGCAUGGUCAGACAACAUCAAUUUGUAUCCUAUCAUUGAUGAUGAGAUCCCAAAUUAA